AUGUCUUGCAGCAGCAGCAGCAGCAGCAGCAGCAGCAGCCAUAACGGCUGCAGCAAAAGAAGCAGCAGCAAGGGGACCCAGAGCUCUCUCAAGGACUUCUUCAGCCCCCACAACGGGGUCCCCAGCAGGGCCCCAUUGGGGGCCCCGGGGGCCCCUGGGGGCCCCCAUGGGGGCCCCCAGGGGGUCCCCCAGGGGGGCCCCCUGGGGGCCCCCAAUGGGGGCCCCAAAGGGGGGCCCCCCUCAGAAGUCAUUGACCUCACAGAGGGCCCCAAGGGGGGGGGGGGCCCUGGCCAGGGGGCCCCCCAGCCCCAUUUGCUGCCAGCCCGGAAGCGGACUCUGCCGUGGGAGCAGCAGCGCGCUGCAGCAGCAGCAGCAGCAGCAGGCGGUGCUGCCGGGCCCCUGCCAGCAGCAGCAGCAGCAGCAGAUCCUGUUGCUGCUGCAUGCGCUGCUGCAGGGCUUCCCCUAGCUGGCCUCGGCAGCAGGGCCCCAGCCACGCUGCGGCUGCUGCUGCCGCUGCGGCAGUGUGUUGCUGCUGCUGCUUCUCAUCUGCAGCAUUUGCUGCUGCCUGAAGAGCUGCAGUGCAUGCGCACUUUGGCGGCCCUUUUGGGGGCCCCUUGGCCUGCAGCAGCAGCAGCAGCAGCAGCAGCAGCGCCAGCAGCUGCUGCUGCAGCUAAAGGAGAGGCGGCGGCAGAAGCAGAAGCAGCAGCAGCAGGCACAGCAGUAACAGCAGACACACACACAGCAGCAACAGCAGCAGCAGCUGCAGGCACAGAUGCAGCAGCAACUGCAGACGCAAACAUAGCAGCAGCAGCAGCAGCAACAGCAGCAGCAGCAGACAUGCCUGCUGCUGCUGACGAAGCAGCAAACCAAAGCCCCCUCAGCGAGGGGGCCCAGCUGCUGCUGGCCCGCAUGCUGCUGCACCUGCUGCGUCUCAGUUUUGCUCCAGACCGCCCCCCUGCUGCAGCGCGGCGUGUCAGCCCCAGCAGCAGCAGCAGCAGCAGCAGCAGCAGCAGCAGCAGCCCCUGGAUUAGGCUGCCCCCGCUGCUUCGAGUGGCUCGAGAAGUGCCUCAUGCUGCUGCUGCGCUGCGAGAGCUCGUUGGCCGCGGGCUGCUGCUGCUGUGGACUCCCCAGACGCUGCCAGCAGCAGCAGCAGCAGCAGCAGCAGCAGCAGCAACGUGCGGCCGCUGCGCAGCAGCAGUAGACGGCGUUUGCGCAUGCAGCUGGGCCCCCGCGCUGCAGUGCCUUUCUGCUGCUGAAGUCAAAGCAGCAGCAGAAGGGGCCCUGGGGGCCCUGGGGGCCCUCAAGGAAGUGUGGGGCCCCCCGGGGAAGUUGAAGACCCGGGGAGAGACUGUCUCUUAUCUGCAGCAGCUAGCUGCUGGCCACAAGCCCAGCAGCAGCAGCAGCAGCAGCAGCAGCAGGAAGCUGGAGGAGUUCUUUGGGGCUGCCGUUUCGAAGGGCCCCGCGAAGCCUCGUGCUGCUGUUCCUGCUGCUGUUGCUGCUGCUAUUCGCAGCGUCCGGGAGGGCCUUGUGAGGGUCUGCUGCUGCUUGGGGAAGCUGCAGCAGCAGCAGCUGCUGCUGCGGUCGCUGCGGCUGCUGUUUGUUGCAGUGCAUGCGCCGCAUGCAGCAGCUCUGGGGCCCACAGCAGCAACAGCACCGGGCUACGUUGUUGCUGCUGCCGGCAACAUUGUGCUGCGCUGCUUGCAGCAGCAGCUGCAGCAGAAGCAGCAGCAGCAGCAGCGGCAGCAGCAGCAGCAGCAGGAGCUGCAGCAGCAGCAGCAGCAGCACGAGGAGGAGCUGCUGGCACUGGCCUGUGCUGCCAUGCUGCCCGCAGUCUACAGAGUCUCCCAUCUUGUAGACCUCGAGCUGAGGAAGCUGCCGCGGCCCCUGCAGCAGCAGCAGCAGCAGCAGCAGCAGCAGGGGCAGCCGCAGGUGUUUUAUGAGGUGAAGGCGCUGCUUCCAGGGGCAGCAGCAGCAGCAGACACCCAGGAAACACCAAACGGUAGCAGCAGCAGCAGCAGCAGCAGCAGCACUGGCACCGACGGCGACGCAGGCACCCACGCGGCCUGCGUGGCAAGCAGCAGCAGCAGCAACGGCAGCAGCAGCAACGACAGCAGCAGCAACAGCAGCAGCAGCAUUGACAGCAGAAGGCCAUCAGCAGCAGCAGGCGUUGCAGAAAGCACAGAUGCUCCAACUGCUGCAGGUGUGCCCCACUGUUUCCCUGCUGCAGCAGCAGCACCAGCAGCACCAGCAGCAGCAGCAACAGCUGCUGCUGCUGGCGCUGUUGUUGCUGCAGCAGCAGCAGCUAUGAAUGAAAGCGAGCAGUCUCGGUUGCUGCCGGUUUGGCGCUGCUGCUGCUGCUGCUGCGCGCACCAGCAGACCCUCGACGCAACAGCAGCAGCAGCAGCAACUCGAGAGCAGGUUGUCGAUUUUGCUGCUGCUCUUCUGGCGGAGCUGCGAAUGUCCUACGCAGCAAGUGAAGCAGCUAAACCCUCAGCAGCAGCAGCAGCAGCAACAGCAGCAGCAGCAGAGAAAGAGGCGCUGCAUCUAGCUGCUGUUGCGGAAGCCCUCCUGAGGCUCCACAUAAAAGAGAGGGAAGCAGCACUACAGCAGCAGCAGCAGCAGCAGCAGCAGCACCGGGAAACAGCAGCAAGCUGCAGCAGCUGCGUGAAAGACGAAGAUUGUGGGGCGCCCAAAAGCUGCAGAGAGACCCCACAAGCAGCAGCAGCCGCAGCAGUAGCAGCAGCAGCAAACAGUCCCGCAGCAGCAGCAGCUGCUGCAGCAGAGGUUUACCUGCUGCGGUUUCGCUCCCCUUAUGUUUUGGCUGCAGUGGUGUGGCAGUCUGUCCAGCUGCUGGAGCAGCAGCGGCAGUAUGCUGCUGCUGUUGAGCGGCUGCUGCUGCUGCUGCGGCUGCACGAGCUGUACACUUUCUCCCUCGCAGCAGCAGCAAGCCCAAAGCCACAAGACGACAAAGAGGCUGGCCUGCUGCACCCAAAGCAGCAGCAGCAGCAGCAGCAGCAGCAGCAGCAGCAGCGGAUCGGGGUGUACCAAAGCCGCGUGGGCAAGUGGUACAACCGGCUGACGGUGCUGCUGCUGCAGCACCUGCAGCAGCAGCAGCUAGCUGUUGUCCAGGGAGUUCGCUGCUUAAGAGAAGAAGCACUUUUGCGAAAAGCAGAAAAGCACGAGUUGGCUCGUCGGCUGAUCAAGGCUGCGGUGUCUGUACACCGCAAGGGCCUGGCAGCAAACUGGCAGCAGCUGCAGCAGCAAGCGCGGGAGCAGCAGCAGCAGCAGCAGCAGCAGCAGGUUUGCAUUGCCACCGACAGCAGCGAGUCAGACGCAGGCGGACACACAUCUUCCGGCGCCAGGCGGCGCCGCGACGCCAGCAGCAGCAGCAGCAACAGCAACAGCAGCAGCAGCAGCAGCAGCAGCAGCAGCGACAGCAGCAGCACAGAGCGCCCAGUAGCGCGCAGGGGAAGGCGAAGAAAUCUUCGCGGGCGUCUCCGCGCUCCCCCAAGUAAGCGGCGAAAAGCUGCAGAAGCAGCAGCAGCAGCAGCAGCAGCAAAUACCGGCAGCAGCAGCAGCAGCAGCGAGCCACGUGCGGGGACCGAGGAUAAGGAGCAGCAGGAGCAGCAGCAGGAGCAGCAGCACGAGUUUCUGGCGCUGCUGCCCCGCGACGUGCACGCGGCGGUGCUGGAGGAGUACAAGGAGCAGCAGCAGCUGCAGCAGCUGCUGCCGGUGUCAGUGGUGACUGCGCGGCCGCUAGCAGCAGCAGCAGCAGCAGGAAGAAGCAGCAUUUUUGUGGGCUGGGAUGGCCAGCUGCUGCGGGUGGAGCAGCUCGCGCUGCAGCACUAUUUCAUUUGCGGCAGCUGGCGUGGGGCCCACGACGAAGGUGCUGCGCUGCGUUCUCUGUUUCUAAUACUCACUGCAGCGCAGCAGCAGCAGCAGCAGCUGCUGCAGCAGCAGCAGCAGUUGCUGCAGCAGCAGCCGCAGCAGCAGCGGGCCGGCAGCGCCGCUGCGCAGCUUGCGCUCCCGAGUGAGAACGGACUGCAGCAGCUGCAGCAGCUGCCGCUGCUGCAGCAGGGAGAGGCAGCAGCAGCAGGUGCAGCAGCAACAAACAAUGGCGGCCUCGCUGUUGUGUUCCUGCCAGCAGCAGACCCAGCGGUCCAGCAGCUGCUGCUGCCGGAGCAGCAGCAGCUGCUGCAGCAGCUGCUGCAGCAGCUGCAGCGCAGCAGCCGCGCCGAAGUGCAUGCGCUCGUCAAGCGCGCUGUUGCUGCAGUGUACGGACAGCAAAUCCGUGGGGUCUGUUGGGUUUGGGAGGCGCGUGAAGAGGGGCAGUACGCAAUGGCAGACCAGCAGCAGCAGCAGCAGCAGCAGCAGCAGCAGCAGCGGGAGGAUAGACUGGGCAGCAGCCAGUUUGAUGCGGAGGGAGAAGAGGAGACGGAGGUAGAUUUCGAGGGCCUUGACAACGUGGACAUCGCGGUGCUGCCCUCGCAGCAGCAGCAGCAGCCGCAGCAGCAGCCGCAGCAGCAGCAGCAGCAGCAGCAGCAGCAAGGCAAAGCAGCAGACUGCGCCGAGUUCUACGCCCGAAUUGCUGCAGCUAUUGGGGGCCCCGCCCUCGCAGCAAUCUUUUCGCUUUUGGGCGAAGACUACAGAAGUUGGGCCCCUGGGCUUCCGGACCUCAUUCUCUGGAGACCUCGCCAGCAGCAGCAGCAGCAGCAACAGCAGCAGCAGCAGCAGCAACAGCAGCAGCAGGAGCAGGAGCAGCAGCAGCAGGAGCAGCAGCAGCAGCAGCGCGAAGCGCCGUCGAAGCAAGAGAAGCCGGAGGAGCAGGAGAAACCCCACAAUCAGCUCCGGGCAGGAGAGGCACAAGAAACCCAGCAGCAGCAGCAGCAACAGCAGCAGCAGCAGCAACAGCAGCAGCAGCAACAGCAGCAGCAGCAGCAGCAGCAGCAGAAAGAGCAAGACUGCUGCGCAGACUGGGAGGUGAUGCUGGUUGAGGUGAAGGGCCCCCGAGACUCUCUUUCAGACAAACAGAAGUGUUGGCUGCUGCGGCUGCUGUCGUUGGGCCUAAAGGCUGAAAUUUGCAAAGUGGCAGAGCCGGAGGUCACUGACCGCAUGCUGCAGCAGCAGCAGCAGCAGCAGCAGCAGCAGCAGCAGCAGCAGCAAAGGGAGCAGCACAGCGAGCAAGAAGCUCAGGAAGGGGAGGCUGGCGAGGCCCCUGCAUCUGCCAAGGCUGCUCGAGGGAGACACAGGAAGGCAGCAGCAGCAGCAGCAGCAGCAGCAGCAGCAGCAGCAAAGCGGCGGCAGCAAAAGGGCCCCAAGCCCAAACGGGGUGUACGUACACCGCAGCUCAGGACCCUCGCUAGCGAACCCGAUGCUGCUGCAAUUGCGCGGAUAGAGGGGGUCGGGCGUUAG
Molecule: messenger RNA, 5412 nt
Organism: Eimeria necatrix
Lineage: Eukaryota; Apicomplexa; Conoidasida; Eucoccidiorida; Eimeriidae
Exons: 2
Coding region: 1-5412 (1803 amino acids)
Molecular function (GO): hydrolase activity, acting on ester bonds
Source: RefSeq, a predicted model, not a curated record